Molecule: messenger RNA, 6029 nt
Organism: Diospyros lotus (date-plum)
Lineage: Eukaryota; Viridiplantae; Streptophyta; Magnoliopsida; Ericales; Ebenaceae
Exons: 2
Coding region: 5177-5725 (182 amino acids)
Biological process (GO): microtubule-based process
Cellular component (GO): dynein complex
Molecular function (GO): dynein intermediate chain binding; dynein light intermediate chain binding
Source: RefSeq, a predicted model, not a curated record
UUUUUUUUUUUUUUUUUUUGAGUUAAAUUGCAUAAAUGAUUACUUAAUUUUAUAUUAAGAUAUAAAAAAAAUUAUUAAAUUUUAAUUUAUAAUUAAAAGAUUACUAAAUUUAAAUUUAAUAUAUUAUUUUAUAAUUACUGUUAAUUAUUAUUAAAAAAACUAACAAGAUAUUGAUAUGGCUAAUAACGUUAUAUUAGUAUUUCGUUAGUCUUUUUUUAUCGUAAUUGACAGUAAUUAUAAAAUUGUAUAUUAAAUUAAAAUUCAAUGAUUGUUUUGACUACGAAUUGAAAUUCAAUAACACUUUUAUACUUUAAUAUAAAAUUCAGUAAUUUACCUGCAUUUUUUGUGUGUAUCUAUAUAAUUGCUUAUUUGUAAAUUAUUUUUUGUAUUUAGAAAAAUGAUGCAUUAACAGAAAAGAGGAAAUGAAAACUAAGAUUAUGUUUGAGAGUUUUAGGAAGGGAGGAGGGAUUAUUGGAAAAGGAAAAGAGAGGAGAUGGAGAGUUAUGUUACUAAUUGUUUGGAUCUUUAAUUACAAAAAAUUGAAAUUUGCUUAUGGUGUUGUUUGGGAGUUUUAAAUAAAAAUAAAAAGGGUAUGAAAGAAUUAUGAUAUUUAAUUUUUAAUAAAAACUUCAUAAAGGAAGCAAAAUAAUUGUUUCAAAAUAUCUAAUUCCCCUCUCCAAUCUCCUUCCUCUCUUCUUUCAAAAUAUCUCCCAAACAAAAUAAUUGUUUCUUCCCUCUUUCAAGCCCUUCUGAAGCAUCCAGCCGUUCAAUUUCCGUGGAUGAAAGGCAACCGUUGGAUUUGAGUUACAACCUCCCUAUCAAAAAAAAAAAAAAAAAACAAAAUUCCAUUCUCCCUUUCCUUUUUUUCAUGGCUAAGCAACUACGGAUUAGCUAGAGCUCGAAAUCAGCAGUUGGAGAGGCGAUGGAUUCGGAGACGGCGACUAGAACGACAAACGAAGAGGAAGAUCAAGAUGGACCGAGAGGGAUCGGAGAUAGAGAUUGAACAGACAAGGAGAUUGUGAGUGAUGGUUCUAACUCACUGUCGUCCGAAGCAGGAAAUUAAAGGGUGAAUAAGAGUCUCAAAAUGGUGGUCGAAGCUCAAAAUUGCAAUGGGAGUGACGAUGGUGAGCGUUAAUUCUGGGUGGGGUUUGGGCGAGGGAGAUCGAGAUGGACGGAGAGGGAAGUGGUGAAGAGUCUCUUUUAUUUUUAUUCUAUCAAAAAUAAAAGAAGAGUAGCAAAGAUAAUAAUAAAAUAAAAUAAACAAUGAAGUCAUCUAUAUUUCUAUUCUGAUUCUCUUUCUCUUUUCAUUCAAUCAACUCACAUUUGACGAGGCCGAGCAUGAGAGAGUAGAAAUCAACGUUUUCAAAUAAAAAAUAUUUUUUUGUUAAAUAAGUAUGUAAUCAUUAAAAUUAAGAUCUCAAAAAAAUGAAAAAUAAAUAGAUAAUACUAUAAUAAUAAUUAUUAUUUGAAUUUAUCAAGUAAUGUUAUUUUUAUAAGUGGAAAAAAUUACAUCUUAAGAUAAAUAUUUACAAGAACUGUGAGAAAACUUAGCCGUCUAUUUGAAUCCCAAAUGGACUCAACCCACCACCCAUUCACGGAAAGGCCUAAUUCUGUUGUAUAUACCCAAAUAGGCCCAACUCUAGCAUUGGGCUUCAAUUGUAUUUGAAAGCUCUACUGCCCAAAUCUCACCCUUUAACUUGAAUCAAUCAAAAACACAUACACACACACACAGACAAACUGACCUCUUAGAUUGGCUAGAAUUUUAAAAAUAACAUUUAAUUUUAAUGACUUAUUAAUUAAAUUUAUCAAUUUGUUAUAAUUAUAAGACAUCGUAAAAAAAUCAUUGACUCUUGAUCGCUUAAUGAUGAUAAAGAAAAAAAUCAAUAACACAAUACGAUUGUUACAGCACUCUUAAAUGUGGUGUGAAAAUUAAAGUGGAUAAUUGGGGUACAAAAGCAAGGGAUACAAUACAAUAAUAAUAAUAAUAAUUGCAAUAUAACACAAUAAAAUGCGGUAUAAAUGUGCUGUGCGGUGCGGAUACUCGGAGGUAUCUAAAAUUGGCCACAACAGAAGGACUAUACUAUAUAUAUAUAUAUAUAUAUAUAUCAGCAGCAGGUGCAGGGUGCCGUUCUUUUUGCACGCAGACAUCCAGAAAAAGGGGAGAAGGAGGGGGUGGGAAUUGAAUGCAUUGCCUGGAACCCCACAACUGUCCUACAAAUAGAUGCACUAAGAAGAUGCGUUCCCAUGGUAAGGGACCAUCUUGCUUAUGGAGUAGCAAUCUUCAUCACCAACCAACACACCUGACCCACGUUACAAUUUCAUUAUUUUGGAUAAUCUAAUACGUUGAUACCCACCCAUCUAAAAUUCUUCCAAGAGAAAAUUAUUUUUGAGUUUUGAUAUGAUUUCAAAAAUUAUUUUUUAUAUUUCAAAAAUAAUACGAGAUUAUUUAUGAAUAUUUAAUUAGGGUUAAGUAAUGACAAAAAAUACUGCGUAUAAUUUUCCCAUUAAUUAAUUAAAAUUCUCCAUUAUGUGGAUAUGAAAAUUAAUCUCAAAAAUCAAUGAGCCAGGCCCAUACUUAGACAUGAGCUAGGCCCACAAGAAUUAAGACCAUGGCUAUUCUACUCCCCAGCGGUGGGUCUCAUAAAAUGGGCUCAAUAAAUCUAGCUAAGACUUAAUUUUCAGAGUAAUUACAAUCACGAGGGUAAGAUAUUUCAGGAGGAUUCAUGAUCUCUUUGUAUAUAAUAUAGACUGUUUUUGAAAUUCUAUAUAAUUAUAGUUGUGAUUUUUCAAUCACUUGACAGAAAUCUUAUUAUUGAGGACAAGACUUUUACUUGAUUUUACUCUCCAACAAAUGUGUACAAAUAUCUAGCUAUAUGUUCUUUUAAUAUUAAAGUAAUUAGUUAUGCUUUAAAAUUACUGUUCCCAAUAUAACCCUAUUUUAAGAAGUAAUUUGUAGGCUUGCUUAGAGUGAAGAGUCUCUAAAGUUGGCUACUUUUGCUCUUCUAAGUAUACUAGGAAAGAAGAUACCCUAAGUUCAAGGGUGGUCCUUCAAUAAAUAUUUAAAGCAGCUCCUCCACGACUAAUUUACCUUUUUUUACCCUAAGUUGGCUACUUUUUUUAUCCUCUCGUGGUGGGGUAUUAACUUUGUAGGUACCAAAUUUAUUCAAGGACAUAAUUUUUUAAUUUUAGUGAAAAAACAAAAGAUAUAAUUUAAAAAUAAAACUCUAAUAAUAAAAAUAUACAAGUUAAAGUAUAAUAAUAAGAUCAAAUCGAUACUUUUAUUUAAUUCUUCAUCAUCGGUGAAUGCAAGUCCGUCGAACACAGGUUAUGUUGAUUGCAGCUGCUUUUGGUGGAUUGAACAUUUACAUUCUUGAAGGUUAUUUUUAUCUAGAUCUGAUUUGUUAAUUGGUAUAUAUAUAUAGUAAUAAAUAAAAAUAUAUACUUAUAGACAAAAAUAAAUAAAAAUAUACAUGUUAUGAAAUAGAUGUUGAAUAUUACAAUUUACUAAACUAUAUAUAUAGAUGUUGCCGAUGUUUUCUUAACUCCUGCUAUUUUUUAUUUUUUUUUUGUGUGGAAAAUCCCAAGCUUAAUUUUCAAACUUACAAAUGUAGAAAAAUCUAUAUAUUGACAGCUAGCAGAGAAAAAUGGUGAAAACAUUUCUUUAAGUAAAGUAACGUUUUUUAGAAUAUCCUGUACCCCAAAUUUAGUAGCGUUUAAGAACAUGUUAAUCUUGAAUAAAUAAGCGAUUGAAAAAAUUAUUAACGACGACUUUACUUACUCAAUGCUUCUUGUAAAGCAACUUUUGAAUGUAUUAAUUUUGGCGUACAAAAACUCAUGCAAAAUCCCUUUUAAAGAUGUUUUGUCAUGAAAGAGGAAUCUGAUAAAAAAAUGCAUGUAAGUUAAAAAAGAAAAAUUAAGAUUUGUAAGUAAUUAAGACCCCACCCCACACCACGCCCUUCCCUCAGAAAAAAAAGCAGACAAUACCCGUAUUCAAAAAAGAACAAAUUAACACUGUGACAACUAUUUUAGCGAGGGAGAAUUAUUCCAUGAUGAUGAUGAAUAGGCUAGGCUAGGCAGGCAGACGUACGUGAAAUUAAUACUAAUUGAUUGAAUCAAAGCAAUUAUGAGGGGAGGGGGCAAGUACAGUACAGCAAUGACGCCUACUACAGUAGGAUUAAUUAAGCCAUCAGAGAUCGAAGGCGAUGGGAAGUGGAUCAGUCGGAGGGGUCCUCCCUCUGUGCUGGCUGUUGUCUACUAACAGCUUCGUUAGCGGACAAAUAUGCCUUGCAACUACCACAAGCAACUCUUCAUAACGUCCAUUAAUGUCUCCGUCAAUAUCAAAUACAUUAAAUCAGACCUCUCUCUCUCUCUCUCUCUCUCUCUCAAUUCCAAUCUUCUUAUUAUCUCCCCAUCCCUAGGCCACUACACAUGGUUUGCUGCUUAAUCUAUGAUCAACCCCACUUUCUAAUUAACUUUAUUUUAUUAGCCCUGUGCCCUAGACGUGUUUACGAAAAUGAUAUAUAUUAAAGAGUUUCUUGGGGGAAGUCAUUUUCCUCUAGAGUUUUCCUUAUAAUUUGUGAUUAUACGUACUACUGAGAAAAAUGAUGUUUAUAUAUAUAUAUAUAGAAUUUUUAUAUAAAAUAAAAUACAAUUAAAAUAAUUUAGUGUGGUGAUGUUAUCGUAAUUAUUAUUAAUCGCUUUUAACAUAUAAUUAUUAUUGAGAGACGUUAAUUGUCGAUUCUGAAACUCAAGUGAAGCUAUCUCUCUGGGACUUCUGAAUCCUAAAAAGCCCCUAAUCCUAAGAGUUAAAAAUUAUUAAAAAAAACAAAGUUAAGGUCGACAUGUACGUAGUGUAAAAUCAUUCAUAAGAAACACUGCCAACAAGAAACAAAUAACAUCUUACAAAGACAUGAUUUAAUUUGCACUAUUGAAUUACAAAAAAAAUUUAUUAAAAAUUGUACUUAGAAUAAAAAUUAAGAUGCUAAAAUAUGAAGCGGGCAAAGAAGCGGAUCAGUACUAUAUUUAUGCCGCUGAGUGUGCUAGCUGCCUCACUAGCUAGGUAUAAAGGAAUCACAAUCCAAAUGACCGGUGGCACAUGCGUGUUAUAUUUUUUGAGCCCCAACUGCACUCUUUUUAAGUUGAACACCUACCCACCAAAUUAACUUCAAUCCAAGCUAUGGAACCCCAGAAGAAGGGAGUCAAGUAUGUUUACAAGCUGGACACCGGAAAAGGGAAGCCGGAAGCGGACUCAACACCACUGGAGGCGGUGAAGAAGGUGGUGUCACGCGGUUACUGGGGUCUAGGGAGAUCAAAAACCUAUCGAGAGAACCGGGAGCAUGGCGGCGGCCGGAGGGCAGUGGACGGUGGAGGCGAGGCAGCGGAGGGGAGGAAAUCGGUGUCGCACGUAGAAACGGACGCGGCGGCGGUGGCCGCAUUUCUUCAGGUGAAGGUUCUUGUGACGGAUAUGCCAGGGUGGAUGCAGGUGCAUGCUUUUAGAUGUGCAAGAAGGAGUUUUGAUGGUUUGGACAAGUUCAGCUCUAAACACAUGGCUUUUAACAUUAAGAAGGAGUUUGAUAAGGUGUAUGGGCCGGCCUGGCAUUGCAUAGUGGGCUCAAGCUUCGGCUCUUUCGUGACCCACUCUACGGGCUGUUUCCUCUACUUUUCAAUGGAGAAAGUGUACAUUUUAAUUUUCAGAACCAAAGUUGAGAGAGCUGUCGUCGAUUAAGGAAAGAAAAGAAAAGAAAAAAUAAAAAUAAUAUUGAAAAAUAUGCAGCACCGCUGUAGUGGUCUCUUUGAUGAGAUCUACUGUUGUGCUGCUAAUGAUUUGUUUCUUGAAUUUGUAAAUGAUAAUUGAAGAGAGAGCAGAGAGUCAUCAGAAGUGAUUGUAAUUUUAUAUAUAUGGGCAUGCCUUCCUUGUCUUGCUAAUUAAUAAUAUGGGUAUGGGCAUGGGCAUGUUAUGUUCCGCAGUUUGAUUAGAGUUAUUAUUAUUAGUAGUAUUUGAUGUUGCAGCAGCUCUUCCAAAAAUCUUU